AUGGGAGUUCAAGCGGACUUCCUUAUUCUGUAUGGAUCACACACUGGACAGGCGGAAUGCAUAUCGAAACAGAUCAAGGAAAAAGCCGAAAUAGUGGGGCUUAAACCUUGCCUCUUCACUCUAGAUGACAAUGAGAAAGAGUUCCACAUUGAAGAAGAAAAUCUUGUAGUCAUUGUGGUGUCCUCUACGGGUGAUGGAGACCCACCGGAGAACGCUUCACGCUUUUGGAGACGGAUAUCAAGAAAAACUUUGGAGUCAAAUUUUUUGGAAAAGCUCGAUUACGCUCUGCUAGGUAAGCUUGAUUUCAAUGUUUCCUCCCGUAUCUCCCAUUUCAGUGGGAGCAAUAGAAUGCUGUUAGAAUUGGGUUCGGUCUGCUUUGUAUCGAAUAUCUAUAUGUUCGAUAAAGAUCUUUCAAAGCGACUUGGAGUUGAAAUUUUCCUAUUUUUCUUUAUUUCAUCUUCUCAUCUUCGGCUUAUCUUACUACUUUCAGGCCUUGGUGACUCGAAUUAUUCAACUUUCCAAGGUGUCCCCAACAAGAUCGACAAACGUCUCAAGUUUCUUGGCGCUUCGCCGAUAGUCGAAACAGGACAUGCUGAUGAUCAAGUAGGGUUAGUUAACGUUUCCCCAGAAAAUGUUCUGGUUUUCAGCAUUUGUCUAGUGUAUGUAGAAAUCCCUUUUGAACACCUUUGUAAGGAGGUUUUCUUCUGUAUUCCGUUGGAGCUGGUGGUGGAACCGUGGAUUGAGAACCUUUUUCAAGUGCUUGUUAAGCGCUUCAACCUCAAUCCCGAUGUUCUACAACAAUUAAACUCUAAGGUGGAAAUCUCGCAAAAGAGAGAAGUUCCCGAAAAAGUCGGCGCUGAAGGAGUCGCUUUGAAGCAGCCCAAGCUGAUUUUAUCGCCUCAACCUUUCAAAUAUCCGGAAGUUUCUUUGAUCAAAGGAAAUGAUAAGUUGUCAAAUGAUCCCGCACUUCGUGUUCCCGUUGCACCGCAGGAAUUCCUGGCUUCAACCGUGUCGCACGAGAAACUCGAGCAAAAUCAUGGUAUUCCGUGGCAAAAUGGAGCCAAAAUGGUCGGAGUGGCUAGUGCGCCUUAUGAGGUCACUGUUGUUGGUGCUGCUCGUCUGACGGAUUUGGAUGUGACGAAACCAAAAUAUGAGCUAGUGCUCGACUUGGGAGUUCAUCACUCCAAUCUCCCCUAUGAACCGGGCGAUGCUUUCUAUUUUGUGAUUCCAAACUCAUCAAUGGAAGUGAACUUUAUCCUGGACAGAAUGAACUUGCUCUCUGUCGCUGACCAGAAGUGCAUCGUGUCUAUAAAUCCGAACACUCAGAAGAUAAACCCUGUCUUACCUGCCCAUGUUCCUCCUGAGAGUUCGAUACGGCAUCUUUUCACUUAUUGCCUUGAUAUAAGAAGAACGCCAGGACGGCCUGUGCUGCGGGCGCUUGCCGAAAGUGCAACUGAUGAAGGAGAAAAACGUCGUUUGCUAGAGCUCACCAGUGCUCAAGGUCUCUCAGAGUUCAAUUCAUUUGUUAGGCAGCCAGGAUUGUCCCUUGCUGAUAUAUUAUUUGCAUUCCCAAGUGUAACUCCUUCUGCGGACAGAUUGAUAGAACUUCUUCCGCGUCUCAUCCCGAGGUCAUACAGCGUGUCAUCGUGUCGUGGACGUCGUGUUCGGUUCAUUUAUUCUGUAAUGACUUUCACAGCAGAGGACGGACGAAGGUACGCACGAAAAGGUGUGGCAACCGAGUACCUGUUGGGGCUGAAAGUGGAUGAUAGAGUGCAGAUAAUGCAUAAGGAACCAGCUCGCUUCCGUCUUCCACCGCCUCCACUGCCAUCUGCUUGUGCUGGGGAUAUGCCACUCAUAAUGGUUGGACCGGGCACUGGAGUCGCGGUGUUCCUAGCUUUCUGCCAACACCUUUUGAACAUGAAACUAAGCGAUCCUGAAAAUUUCCCUGCUGUGCCACGAUACCUAUACUUCGGGUGUAGGAAUAUGGAAAAGGAUGCCCUAUAUUUAGAUGAACUGAAGUCAUAUGUUCGUGAGGGAAUUUUGACAGAGUUGAUUCUGUGCGAAAGUCAAGGGAAUGGUACUUAUCCUAAAUACGUGCAAGAUGCGUUGAAAGAAAGGUCAUCGCAGGUCUGUGAAUUUUUGUCCAAUUCUGGAAGCGAUGUACCAUCUCGGGUAUACAUUUGUGGUGAUGCUAAGGGCAUGUCAAAGAGCGUAUGGCAGUGUUUUCAUGAUAUCAUCAAAGAACAAAUGGGUAAUUUUUGCUUUUUUUUUUUUGAAAGAGCUACAUUUCGAUCAUAG
Molecule: messenger RNA, 2298 nt
Organism: Haemonchus placei
Lineage: Eukaryota; Metazoa; Nematoda; Chromadorea; Rhabditida; Trichostrongylidae
Source: the annotation of a GenBank genome assembly